AUGGUUAUUCUCUUGGUGCUGAGGACGCCUCUGGCUCUCCGCAGAGAAUCAGCAAGGGAUUUCGUGUACCGGUUUAAGGGUCGGUGCUACCUCUCCAACCGGACGGAUCGUGUGCGGCUCGUGGCCAGACAAAUCUAUAACGAGGAGGAGAUCCUGCACUUCGACGGCGACGUGGGGGUGUUCGCGGCUGUAACUGAGCUGCGGCGGCGGAGCGCUGAGAGUUGGCACAGCCGGAAGGACCAAGUGCGGAUGUAUCGGGCCCGCGUACACACGCGGUGCAGAUUCAACUACCCGGAGACGCGCCCUUCACUGCCCAGCGGAGAGGGGGGUUUAGGCUGGGGGCGCCUGGGUGGGCUUCGCCUCGGAACCCGGUGGGCAAGUCCCCGGGGAAGGGACCUUUGGUGAUUUUGCAAUUCCUAGGAUCCUGGUGGGACUGAGGGGCUUCAAG
This is a messenger RNA of Choloepus didactylus (southern two-toed sloth), 448 nucleotides long. RefSeq names its product SLA class II histocompatibility antigen, DQ haplotype C beta chain-like. The transcript is spliced from 2 exons. Gene Ontology annotation, biological process: antigen processing and presentation; immune response. NCBI's taxonomy places the organism in Eukaryota, Metazoa, Chordata, Mammalia, Pilosa, Megalonychidae. Bases 1 to 405 code for a protein of 134 amino acids. The record is from RefSeq and is a predicted model, not a curated record. Gene Ontology annotation, cellular component: MHC class II protein complex; membrane.